This is a messenger RNA of Ambispora leptoticha, 285 nucleotides long. Lineage: Eukaryota; Fungi; Glomeromycota; Glomeromycetes; Archaeosporales; Ambisporaceae. The record is from the annotation of a GenBank genome assembly.
AUGUUCUGCGACUACCUUCUCAAAACAGCACCGACAGAGUACUCAUUCAUUGGUUUCUACAAAUAUCGUAAAGACCAACCCGACUUUAGCUUUUCAUUCGCAAAAGACAAAACUGCCUUGGACAUCCUGUUGGAUAACGAGAUUGAAGGCAUCGCGUUCCUGGAACUAACCAAGGAAGAGCUCAUGGCAGAUGGCAUGAAAACGUGGACCUGCGAGUAUGAGCAUCCUCCGAAGAGGGCACGAACAACUGGACUGUUCAAGUUGCUCAAGGAUCCUGGACUUACA